This is a messenger RNA of Myripristis murdjan (pinecone soldierfish), 3133 nucleotides long. RefSeq names its product leucine rich repeat containing 57 (gene lrrc57). The record is from RefSeq and is a predicted model, not a curated record. Bases 634 to 1350 code for a protein of 238 amino acids. NCBI's taxonomy places the organism in Eukaryota, Metazoa, Chordata, Actinopteri, Holocentriformes, Holocentridae. The transcript is spliced from 5 exons. Gene Ontology annotation, cellular component: cytoplasm. Gene Ontology annotation, molecular function: protein binding.
GUGCCGUUUGUGUUUCCGCUAGCAGCAGCGGAGCCUGUCUGUCUGCCCGCCUGUCUGUCUGUCUGCUCGUCUCUCCGCACAGAAACCGGAUUAAGCAGCACCCCCGCUGACAGGCCGCCUCCUCCUCGGGCGGUUUAGCGGACCGUGUUGUUUUACACACUUUACACUUUGUUGACGGAAGUAAAAGCCGCGGUGUUAGCCCGGCUAACAGGCUAGCAGGCUAACAGGCUAGCAGGCUAACGCUACAAGUCAGCUCUCGGUGUUUUGGGUGAAACAGCCGGACUCGCUGCUGUUCUGCAGGGUUCUGCCGGGUUCUCAGCAGGUUCCCUCACGGCAGAGUUGUAAAGUGCAGGCAGGACCGUGUUCUCCGGCUGUUGGAGGCUGAUUGUGGAGUUAGCUGGUGUUUGGUUCACAGAGCCGCCGCCCUCACCGCCCUGAUCCUCUGAUCCUCUGCAGAGACGAAACCAACACACCCUGCCGGACAGACAGACAGACAGACAGACAGCUGAUCUGGAGACAGGCGGAGAGCUGCACCACCCUGACUGCAGCUGAGCAGCUCCAGCCUCAGCAGGGACUCUACCUGACGGGACAGGACAGGACACAGGACAGGUGUGCAGGUGUGCAGCAGCCCAGAUGGGAAACAGCGCACUCAAGUCUCACCUGGAAACCUCCCAAAAGACGGGAGUCUUCCAGCUGACCGGGAAGGGCCUGGUCGAGUUUCCAGAGGAGCUGCAGCGGCUGACGGCGAACCUGCGGACCGUCGACCUGUCCAGCAACAAGAUCGAGGUUCUUCCUGCCGCCAUCGGGAACUUCCUGCAGCUGAAGAGCCUGACGCUCAACUCCAACAAACUCACCAGUAUUCCCAGUGAGAUGGGCAAGCUGAAGAAGCUGGAGACUCUGAGUCUGAAUGGGAACCAGUUGCAGCAGCUUCCUGCCUCGCUCAACCAGCUCAAAGCCCUGCGGACCCUCUGCCUGGCCGGGAACCAGCUGCGCGACUUCCCCUCCGGCCUGGGAACCCUGAGGCAGCUGGACCUGCUCGACCUGUCCCGCAACCGCAUCCAGAACGUCCCGGCCGAGGUGUCCGAGCUGCAGGCCAUCGAGAUCAACCUCAACCAGAACCAGAUCUCGGCGGUGGCGGCCUCGGUGUCUCGCUGUCCCCGGCUGAAGGUCCUGCGGCUGGAGGAGAACUGCCUGGAGCUGUCCUCCAUCCCUCUGUCCAUCCUGGGCGAGUCGCAGGUCAGCCUGCUGUCUGUGGAGGGAAACCUGUUCGAGGUCAAGAGGAUGAGGGACCUGGAGGGAUACGACAAGUACAUGGAGCGCUUCACCGCCACCAAGAAGAAGUUCUCCUGAGGACACAGGCCGGGGCUCAGGGGCCGCGGCGCCACCCGCAGGCCCGACCGGGAACUGCGGCGGCGGCCCGCAGGCGGGACCACGGCAUCUUCAGACUGAGCACGGCGCCACCUGGCGGCGGCUGAGCACAAACAGCCGAGCUUUUAACACCCAGACAGAGAGUUGAAGCCGGAGGAGGAGCGGAGCGUCCGGACGGCGAGGAGGAGGAGCCGCAGCCUCUCAGGGACUCACAGGGACUCACCUGCACACUAACAGAAUGUAAUCUGCACACCUUAGGCAUCUGCAGCUUCACUUUAUGAGCAAAUCAACAGAGUUUGUUUCCAAAAUGCUGGGCGGCACAAUAUUUCUUUGAUCAGUCAGCGUCGCCUCUCCGUUUAGGCCUCGAUCUGAAAACAGCCCGUUCCCUCCGCCUCGACCUUCAGGCCACAGGAACACUGAUCUGGUCUCAGCUGUGCUCUUCUUCUGUGGUGUGGACGGUGCACAGGACACAGGUGGAUAUCUGUGAUGGUGCCGGGGCGGAGCUAGAUAGAUAGGACUGCUGCUCCACACACACACACACACACACACACACACACACACGACACGAGUGUGUGUGUGUGUGUGUGUGUCCUGACGGCCGGGACGGUGUCUUUCAGGUCCAGAAAAAUCUGAGAAUUGAAAAUUUCUCAGGACCAGUUAUUGAAUAUUAUUGAAUGUUGUCAGCCCUAAUGUUGAUUUAUAUUAAUAUAUAUAUAUAUAUAUUGAGUGAUAAACCUUCAUAAGAAUGUGAGCCUGAAUUGAACAUUUUUGUCAAGAGAAAAUAAAUUUAAUUAUUCUUUAUUUAAAAGAAAGAUUUGAUUAAUUAAUUUUUUUUUUUUUUUUUUUUUUUUUGUCAUUUUGGAAACAAACUCCUGAAUGCUCUGGAGUUUAAAGCAAAGUAGCAGCUCUGUUGAAUGGCUUUUAGAUCAUAGGCUUUUUUUUUCCUGAUAAUGUGUUUAAGGUUUUCUGCAGUGAAAUGAUAUUUCCGAAUGUAAACUCUGGAAACACUACGGGAGCCAGAGGUUGUUGUAAAUUUCUCCUGGAAUGAAGGAAUCCUCAGAGCUGCUCCCUUCAUGGUCCACAUGUAUUUAAAUCUCUUUUAAUGGUUUUAUUUAACACUUUUGAAUAAUGUUAGGCAUUAUUUGAUCCAUUUUGUCAAAGAGUCUUAAAGCAGCUCAUUAACUUUGUUGUUGUGGAAGGCGAUCAGCUGUGUCACCUCAGAGACAGAGGGCUUUUCCUGAUCAGGUCUAUUGAUCGAUUUUGGGAUAAAAUAAGACAGUUGUGGUGAUCCAUCAGAAACCUGCACUUCCUGUUUCCUGUCCCAGUUUAAAGCUCCGUCCCAGUGAUUUUUAAUGUUUGUCUCGUUCACAUUUUCCACGUCAACAAACCGUUGAUCAAAUCCUGCGAAGGAACCACAGAUUUCACAUCACAGAACCAAAAGUGUGAGUUUCCACCUCAUAAUGUUCUGCUUCUGCAGAGAACAAAGUCCUCGACAUUUCUCAGAGUUCAUGUUCAUAUCGAGGUGGAAUGAAUGGAAACCAGCGGCUGGAGGAGAGGGAGGAGGAGUGAGAGCACUGCUCGCUUUGGGGGGAGAUCAGAGGAACGUUGUGGGACGUGCAGAGAGUCUCUGGGACGGGGCUUCAGCAGGGCGACGGGCUGCAGGGGUUUCCUCUGCAGGAGUGUGAGGCCAUCAAUCUGUCAACACGCUGACUGUUUCCAGGCUGUUUGUCUCCUCGGCUUCACUCAACAUAAACAUCUAACAUCA